AUGGAACAACGCCUUGUUCAGCGCGCAAAAGCGUCUCCCAAUGCAAUUGCAGUGGUCGACGGUGAUACCAGCCUUACCUAUCGAGAGCUUAUUGCGCGAGCUGAUAUACUCGUCGAAAAAUUGCAUGAAAAAUCAAUCAAACUCGGGGAGCCUGUUUGUAUCUUACUUGACUCAGGAUAUCAGCAGAUUAUAUCGCAAAUUGCUGUCCUCCGAGCGGGAGGGACCUGUGUGCCCAUUGACCCAUGCAUUCCUUCUCUUCGCCUGGUGGCCAUGCUGCAUGAUAUCAAUUCCCGCUUCGUCAUCACCAGCAAAGCUUUGAUGGAUCGAGUGUCUGGGUUUGAGAUUAUCCAAGUUGAAGACGCAACUAUGCAGAGUAUCACCUUGAGUGAUACCGCCCCAGUUCGUGUACAGGCAGGAUGUCCGGAUACCCAUCGCAGCUAUGUUUUCUUCACCUCUGGCUCCACGGGACAGCCUAAACCCAUACAGGUCCUGGCUUGUGGUGUUCUGCAUGUCUUAGACUCUCAGCCGGCUUCAUUGCUUGAUUCUUCCGACCACGUGGCUCUUGCCAUGAGUCCGGGAUUUGAUUUCAGUAUCUGGGCGGUUUGGGCAUCACUACUCGCCGGGGGUACGGCCAUACAAGUUCCCAGAGCGAUCGUCACAGAUCCGAUUGGUUUCAGCGACUUUAUGGAAAGCAGAAGAGUCACAGCGGUGAUUAUACCAACAGCGCUCUUCAAUGUCAUUGCCUUGUAUGCUUCAACCGCCUUUCGUGGGCUGCGUCACGUCCUUGUGGGAGGAGAGCCUUUGAAUGUCAGUGCAGUCAGAAAAGUCCUUAUCGACGGCCCACCAACAAAUCUGUGGAAUGGAUACGGUCCUACAGAAACAACUAUAUAUGUAACCAUAUGCCGGGUCGAUCUACAGGAGACACAACAUCCUCGCAUCAGCAUCGGACAAGCAUUCGGAGAAUCCAAGAUUUAUCUAUUAGACGGACAGCUCAGGAAUAUCACCGGGACACAUCAGACUGGGGAGAUUUGUGUUGCCGGUCCUCAGAUUUCAUCCGGAUACCUGAAUAGACCCAAAGAAAAUGAGAAGCAAUUUAUCCACGUCAAUGCCGCCACACUUGGAGAGCAAGGUGGAAGAUCUAUCCGCCUGUACCGUACUGGCGAUCUGGCACAAUGGAGACACUCAUCUGGUUCCUUGGAUUAUAUUGGCCGUGCAGACAAACAGCUCAAGAUUUCUGGGCAUCGUGUGGAACUGGGGGAUAUCGAGCGUACGUUGGAGAGGCACCUGCACGUGGCAUCAUGUGCUGUCAUCCUAAACAAGAAGGAGACCUCAGAGGCCUUGGCGGCCUUUUGCAUUCCAGUCGAAUGCGAAACGGAAGUUCAGUGGUCUGAAAUUAUCAAUUGGGCCAAGGAACAUUUGCCAUACUACAUGAUCCCUGCUUCAAUCCAAACUGUCCAGAAAUUUCCCCUUACAUCCAAUGGCAAGGUGGACAGAAAUGCCCUGAUUUCCAAUUUUCACAAGGCAUCAUCAAAGCAACAGGAAUCCGAAGUCCAGCAGUCUCCACGAGUGGACGGUCAAACUGACUGGCUCCGAUUGCAUCUUGAAGAGUUGCUGAAUGUGUCACCACUUGACCCCCACAAAAAUAUAUUCUCUCUGGGACUCGAUUCGCUGCAGGCUGCCCAGCUCAUAGGAACGAUCAAUUACAAUAAUGGAAAACGCGUGACACAGGCACAACUACAUGCCAACGCUACUUUGGAAAGUCUUGCAGCUCUCCUUCAAAGCUCUGCCGAAGUCGGUGUUGAGCCGACCCAGACAAAGAGAUGGGCACAAGACUCUCACCUAGCAGACGAUUUGGUUUCUCCUCCAGAUUGGCAAUCUACUAAGGAGGGACACGUUUUCCUCACAGGAGCGACUGGGUUCCUUGGCGCACACUUACUUCAUCAACUUCUGUCCAUGCCGGGUGUGAAGAAGGUGGCCUGUCUGGCCCGAAGCCGUGGCGAUAUAACAGCAAAUGACCGCAUUCAGAAAGCCUUGGAAAAGUACGACCUUUGGAAUGAUAGGCUGGAGACAACUCAAAAAAUCAUCGCUCUUGACGGUGAGCUUACAGAUGCCAACCUAGGCCUAGGAGAGGAGAAGUUCUCCUGGCUCAGCAACUGGGCCAGCAUCGUCUUCCACAAUGGUGCGCGAGUAAACUGGUGUGAACCAUACGAAGCUCUUUAUGAGCCAAAUGUUCUUGGCACGCGGAAUCUAAUCCGACUCACCACAUUGGGCCGACGCAAGACACUGCAUUAUAUUUCCUCGCUUGCCGUGUGGAAUGUAACUGGCUUUGUGAACAAAACGAAGCAGGUUUUCGAAGAUGGCCCUCUCGCACCACAUUUGGGAUCCCUACCUUACGAUAUGGGAUACGCGCAAACCAAGUGGGUGGCGGAUGAAAUGGUCCAGAGGGCCCGGGCCCGUGGCUUACCUGCAAUUAUCUAUCGUCCAGGGUUCGUGAUUGGGGACAAAUCACAAGGUUAUGGAAACGCAGAUGAUUUCUUCGCACGAAUGAUCAUGGGGUCAAUUCAAAGCGGUCUAUUCCCCUAUCUUCCUCGCCUGCGGCUGGAGUAUGUGACGAUUGAUUUUGUCUGCUCGGCUAUUUUACAUAUUGCUUCAAAGUCCGAGAAUCUUGGCAAAUCCUACCAUAUUGUCUCCCCGGAUGUGACACAGUCGGUUGAUUUAGAGGAGACGUGCAGUUUGCUCAACCAAGCUGGAUAUCCAGUCAAGCAAGUUCCAUACCAGGAAUGGUUAGAGUGGAUUCAAGAGCAUCCGGGAGGUCCACUGGAGCCGUUGCUUCCAGCGCUGCAGGAACAAGUCUGGGACAACUUGACUCGGAUCCAGACAUGCAUCGACGUUCCGGUUUUUGAGACACAGAACACUGUUCAGGCCCUAGAGGACCGGCCGGAUAUCAAUUAUGUUCCUUUGGAUCGGGAGCUACUGCAACGCCACAUCGAGUUUUGGGUGAGCAAGGGGUAUUAUUCGCUAAGAAAAUGA
Penicillium expansum is the source of this 3030-nucleotide messenger RNA. Its product is annotated as non-ribosomal peptide synthetase. The transcript has a single exon. The record is from RefSeq and is a predicted model, not a curated record. Lineage: Eukaryota; Fungi; Ascomycota; Eurotiomycetes; Eurotiales; Aspergillaceae. Gene Ontology annotation, molecular function: phosphopantetheine binding. Bases 1 to 3030 code for a protein of 1009 amino acids.